AUGGCUCCCCCAGAAGUGAACCACGCUCUCGAUGAGCAGUCGACGUCGGGGAUAAUGAUGGGACUGGCGGCUGGGCUGGGAUUUCUGUGCAUGGUGGUCGUCGCAGCUCGUCUCUAUACGAGAGCCAUCCUGCUUCACAUGACCGGUCUGGACGACAUCAUGAUUGUGGUCACCCAGGAAGUACUGACGUUGUGCAAACUAGAGGGACAUUUCGGUGUUGGCAAACACUCUUGGGUCUCGGAUAAGGAGAACCUCACCCGGCAAUUACAGUCCCUCUUCGCGGCCAUACAACUCUACAUCUGGGCACUUGCCUGUGUCAAGGUCAGCCUCCUGCUCCAAUAUCGCCGGAUCUUCCUGGUCACUUGGCUACACCGCGUGGUCAUCGUCAUCAUCGGAUUCGCCGUCGCCUGGAAUAUCGCGCAGUCUAUCCUGGUUUCGUUCGCCUGCGUUCCUAUGAGCACCUUGCAUCCCUCCAUGGCAGACACGUGCCUCGAUAGUCUUACGAUCUGGUACCUCGCGGCUGGAAUCAACAUUACAACAGACUUUAUUGUCUUUCUUCUCCCGAUACCUCUCAUCAACUCGUUGCAGCUGCCUGCGAGGCAGAAGUUCCUGUUGUGCCUAGUGUUUGGACUAGGUCUUUUCACAUGCGUGAUCUCGAUCGUGCGAGUCACAACCCUCCACUACGUCAUCGCCACAAAUGACCCAUCGUGGUUCAGCACCCAGGGCGCGACCUGGUCCAUGGUAGAAGUCAACUGCGCCAUCCUGUGCUCCUGUCUGCCGACGAUCCGAUACCUCCUCGCCCAGAUGUUCCCA
Molecule: messenger RNA, 813 nt
Organism: Cryphonectria parasitica EP155
Lineage: Eukaryota; Fungi; Ascomycota; Sordariomycetes; Diaporthales; Cryphonectriaceae
Exons: 3
Source: RefSeq, a predicted model, not a curated record